Messenger RNA from Bactrocera dorsalis (oriental fruit fly), 3237 nucleotides. Its product is annotated as monocarboxylate transporter 9. NCBI's taxonomy places the organism in Eukaryota, Metazoa, Arthropoda, Insecta, Diptera, Tephritidae. The transcript has 6 exons. Gene Ontology annotation, biological process: monocarboxylic acid transport; transmembrane transport. Bases 924 to 2804 code for a protein of 626 amino acids. The record is from RefSeq and is a predicted model, not a curated record. Gene Ontology annotation, molecular function: monocarboxylic acid transmembrane transporter activity.
GUAGUAUCGCCUCACUGCCUUCGUCCGCUGAAAUUCUGAAUGACACAGGCAACUCACCAUACAUACAUACGUAGAUAGGGGACUACCAAUCAUAUAACUUGUGUUUUAAAUAAAUACGACGGUAUGGCGUGGCAAUCGCUAAGUCGGGAAGCGUACGCGGUCUAGUGAACAACUUCGCUCAGCUAGCAAAAUAUCCAGCGGAAGAGUGAAAAAGUAAAGUCGCUGAUAAUAAUAGUGAUACAACUGGUGCUAGGGCUGGUGCUGGAGCUGGAGCCAUUGAACAAGUGUAGUGAAGAAAGGUGAAGUGUUAGUGCGUAACAGAUCAAAGUUAUUACUAGUGAACGGUUAAUAUAAUAGAGUGAUUCCCACUGACCACUGAAUUUUUUGGCGAUCUUCUUGCAAACAGUGAGCAAAUUUGCAUACUCGCCAACCAAAAUAAACGCAUAGUGAUUUUAUACCAAAAUUUUGCAAACAAUUAGUGAGUUUGCGCGCGUGUGUCACGGCGUUCAAAGUACGUCUCGAAUGCAGAUAUGCUUAUGUACAUAUGUGUGUAAAAAUGUAUACGCCCACAAACACAAUGAAAAUUUAAUACUACUCAAGUAUAUUAUUACUCUCACCAUAUCGUUUACCGAUUAACUAAAUUUAUAUGGUAUAUUUGCGAUUUAAUUAAAAAUUUUAUUGGAGAAUUCAGUUGCUUUUCGAUCGCUGUGUGGCGUUGAUCGCGUUUGGCGAGAAAAAUAUAUCGCGCGUGUUGCUAAUUUAUUUGAGUGCGAUUCUUGACUGUUAAUAUUUGCGAAUACAUAAUAAACUUCCGCUCGCUGGCGUGAUUGACGUAUUAAAAAAAGUUUAAGAACCAAAGAAGUUACAGAGAAUUGUUAAAAAAAAAAUAUUAAAAAUUAAGGCAAACACAUACACAUACAAAUAUGGCUAUUGAAAAAGCUACACUCGCUGAGAAGAACAACAUAACGGUCUACAAUGCGACCACAGCGCCGAAGAAGCCCAAACGACGUGACAAAAGCGAUUUGGGACCGAAUUUCGUCGCGCCCGAUGGCGGCUGGGGUUGGGUAGUCUGCAUUGCAGCUGGUCUCAGUAACUUCUCACUUUUUCCGCCCAUGCAACAAUUUGGUUUGAUCUAUCGGCAGCGUAUGACCGAUUUGGGUUUCACAGCAAAGGAAACAACAACAAUUAUUAAUGGUGUAAUGAGUCUGUCAUCCAUAGUGGGUAUUGUCAAUGGCGCCAUGUUUCGUCGCUUCACAUUUCGGCAAGUGGCCAUUGCCGGGAAUUUAUUGGCGUUUACCGGUAUUUUAUUGACUGCUUGGGCUACAACAUUUUGGCAAUAUAUAUUUUGUCUGUCGAUGCUUUAUGGUUGCGGCUUGGGCCUCAGCAUGGUCGCCACAUCGUUAGCGGUGAAUACAUACUUUAAGAAUCGUCGCCGACGUGCUACCGGCUUUACUUGGACCAUAACCGGCUUGGGACCCAUCAUUUUUCCACAUAUUUCCACUAUGUUGUUAGUGCUCUAUGAAGCACAGGGUACAAUAUUGAUAUUCUCUGCGAUCGCGCUGAAUAGCUUCGUUUGUGCAUUGACAUUUCAGCCAGUUUUGUGGCAUACAAAGAAACCGAAAGCCACCGUGGAGGAAAAUGCAAAUGACGCUAACAAACCGUUAACACCCGAAAGCGAAGAAGACGAAUAUAAAUGCAAAUAUUGUCUAUAUAAGAGACAACCGAAGCGUAGCAUCUUCUCAUCGCAAUAUCUCUUCAAUGAGGAUGAUUUGGAAACACCCGGUUAUGAAAUUACCGAACCCGGUACACCAAUGAUGGCGGCCGCCAAUGACGGUUGGUACGGCUCAAAGUUAUCGCUUGCUGCGGAAAUGAGUCCAACGCGCCUGCGUAAGAAAGUUAUGCGACAAGCUUCGAUCAAAGCGCAUGCGAAUGAUCCGGACCACCAUGACGAAUCGCAGUUGAAUAAACCCAAUUACUUUAAUCGUAUGCACGAAGAAUAUGAACGUUACACAAGCAAGACUAGCGUCUAUUCGAAAUCGGAAGAGUUUCACUGCACAUGCGCUGAGGAGAAGGCGCUCAUGCAAAAGAUUUCCGAUGAGGAAUUGAAACGUGAGCAGGAACGUCUAAUAGCGGAGGAGGAGGCAAAAGAAUUGGCAAAAAGUAAAAUGAAUUUUCUGCAAAAAGUGGUGAUCUUUUUUGACUUGGAUUUGUUGCGCGAUUUCACCUUUGUCAAUUUGGUUAUGGGUAUGACCAUUAUGAUGUUUGCUGAAAUGAAUUUCUCCGUGCUUACACCCUUUAUUUUGAAUGAAUACGGCUUCGAUAACAAACAGAUAUCGCUGGCUAUGUCUGUGCUGGGUGGCAUGGAUAUUUGUGUGCGCUUCUUGGCGCCAUUCGCAGUCGAAAAGGUUAAACUAGAUAAUCGUGUAUUGUUUGCCUUUGGCAUUAUUGCCAUCGCCAUCGGUCGUAUGUUUGUCGCAUUGUCGAGCUCGUAUUACGUUAUAUUGGUAUUUUUUGUACUCAUUGGCUUUGGCAAAGCUUUCCGCACAAUCUUCUCGCCGCUCAUCAUUCCCUCGUAUGUGCCAUUGAAGCGUUUGCCGGCUGCAUCUGGUUUGCAACUGGUUUUCAAUACUUUAUUCUCCUUGGCCGCAGGUCCUAUACUAGGCGUAAUUACGGAUGCGACCAGUUACACAACCACCAUACACGUACUCAAUUUGCUAACCGUUUUAGCUUUAUUGCUCUGGGUCUUGGAGUCGGUUGUGCGGCGCAUGCUCGGCAAGAAGGUCAAAACUGCAAUGGAAGGUUGAAGGUUUUAGUUUCAAAAUUCUGAUUGCUUUUCGUUUUGUUUUGUUUUUAAAAAUAUAUUGAAUCAACGCCCAGUAAGUUUAUUUGCUUAAGUACGACGUUCGUUUGUGUGUAUAUUCUUAAGCAUGUGAUUGCAUGUGUUUGUGCAUUUAGUUUAAUUCUUAAUCACACAUUUUAUACUACUUUCAAUAAUAUACAUAUCCAAAAAAACUAGUUUUUAGUGAAAGUCCUGCUACUUACGUUUCUACACUUUUAUAAGAUAAGUCAAUUAAGGUUUUAUUACUUAGAGUACGCUUAGCUUUUAAACACUAAUCUUGUAAUCAAAAAAAAUUUUUUUUUUUAAUUUAAGUGCAUGUAUAUAUGUAUAUUGAUAAGUAUGUAUUUAUACUAUAUAGGCGAAACGAAAAUAAAAUAUUUUUUCAUAAUUCAAAAUCA